AAAAUCCCCCGGAUUUGGGGUGAAAACCUCGGAUUUGGGGCCAGAGCUGCAGCAGGAAAUGAAAACCACCCAGGAUGGACCCAAAACCUCCAGAUUUGAGCCCAAAUCGCAGGCACACCCCCCGUGCCGGGUUUGGGGUCCCCAUGGAGUUUGUGACGCUGGGGGGGCCGGAGGGGCCCCCCCCGUUCCCGGACGAGGCCGCAGCGUUCCUGGGGCUGGGGGCGCCCGAGGGGCCGGAGCCGGGGGGGCUGCUGGGGCCCUUCCCCCCCGCGCCAGGCCGGCUGUCCCUGGUGCCCUGGGCUGAGGGGGGGGCCCUGGGGGGUCCCCCCACAAGUCCCCGAUGCCCCCGUGUCCCAAUGCCGCAGUCCCCAGGCCGCUGCCAUGGGACCCUGGGCUGCGCCCCGGACCCCCAGCUGGGGCAAUGGACCCACAAUGCCAACGGGAUCUGUCCCAGGCCGGCUGUCCUGGUGCCCUGGGCGGGAGGGGGCUGGGAACCCUCUGGCCCGGACGCCCGGUUGGAGACUGCGCAGCCCGCAACGGAACAGGCGCGCGAGUGCGUGAACUGCGGGGCGACGGCGACGCCGCUGUGGCGCCGGGACGGCACCGGGCACUACCUGUGCAACGCCUGCGGGCUCUACCACCGGCUCAACGGGCACAACCGGCCCCUGAUCCGCCCCAAGAAACGCCUGCUGGUGAGCAAACGCGCCGGCACCGUCUGCAGCAACUGCCAGACCAGCACGACCACGCUGUGGAGGCGCAGCCCCCGCGGGGAGCCCGUGUGCAACGCCUGCGGCUUGUACUACAAACUGCACCGGGUGAACCGGCCGCUGACGAUGCGCAAGGACGGCAUCCAGACCCGCAACCGCAAGGUCUCGGCCAAGGGCAAGAAGCGGCGCCAGGGGGGGGGCGCCGGGCCCGGGGGGGUCCCCGAGACCUCGGCGGGGCCCCCCCUGCUGCCCCCGCCCGCGCCCCCCCAGCCGCCCCCCGAGGACCCGGCCGCGCUGUUCGCGCUCGGGCCGCUGGUGCUGUCCGGGCCGCUGCUGCCCUUCCCCGGCCCCGCCGCGCCCUUCCUGGCGGCCGAAUUCGGGCCCGGGCCCGGCCCCGGCGCGGCGCCCCCCGGGCUCAGCCCGCAGCUCUAGCGGGGCGGGGUCCCCAGUACAGCUCGGUACCGACACAGAGCCCGGC
This is a messenger RNA of Camarhynchus parvulus, 1185 nucleotides long. It is a transcript of the gene GATA1, whose product is annotated as GATA binding protein 1. The record is from RefSeq and is a predicted model, not a curated record. Gene Ontology annotation, biological process: positive regulation of transcription by RNA polymerase II; cell fate commitment; negative regulation of transcription by RNA polymerase II. The coding region runs from base 75 to 1139 and encodes 354 amino acids. Gene Ontology annotation, molecular function: RNA polymerase II cis-regulatory region sequence-specific DNA binding; DNA-binding transcription factor activity, RNA polymerase II-specific; zinc ion binding. The transcript has 6 exons. NCBI's taxonomy places the organism in Eukaryota, Metazoa, Chordata, Aves, Passeriformes, Thraupidae.